GUCAAGCCUACAUUUGUUACGCCGGUGUCAUUUCUCGCAGGCGUCGGUAGCGGCCGCAUCAAGGUAGUAAAGUUUUAAGCUUUCGCAGUUUUAUUCGUCACAACUAGAGUUUGAAUUCGCUUUCUCGUUUGAAUAGAAGUUUAUUUUAUCGAUAACCAAAAUAUGUCGUACUCGCUCGAAGGAGGAAGUCCAUGGGGCUUUCGUCUUACCGGAGGAAAAGAUUUCCGUACGGAAUUGGUGAUUUCUAAAAUUACACCGGGAGGAAAAGCAGAUCGUGCUGGUAUAAAAUGUGGCAUGGCUUUAUCGGAAAUAAAUAAUCAACCUACCGCAAAUAUGACUCAUAUGGAAGCUCAAGGUCAAGUAAAAAACGCUGGGCAUACACUAGUAUUAAUUGUCAAGAAUAAAGAUAAUAGUGUUUCAUAUGCUACCAGCGGUGUUGAGAAUUUGAAUAUUUCUUCACCACCAAAGCCAUCCGUCCAAACAAGUGCAACUUAUGUGAAACCAGUGCAAACUUCUGUACCUCAGCCUAAUCGGUAUCAACCAAGCAAACCAGCCCCCACUCCUGAUUUUCUUCCACCCCCACCAGCAGAUGAGCCUCUUCCUCCUCCGCCACAAAGCAUGCUCGGGCCUGGACCACAGAUGAAGCAACAGUCUAACAAAGGGGAUGAAAGUGAUCCAAUAUGUGAAGGGUGUAGGAAGAUUAUUCUUGGUCCUUAUCUGUCACAUCAAGGCAAGAAUUGGCACAUUGAUGAAUUUGUAUGCGCUGCGAGCAAUUGUAGAAAACCACUUCAAAAUAUCGGCUUUAUUGACGAAGGAGGAGAGAGAUACUGCAAAGAUUGCUAUGAGAAGCAUUUUGCUCACACAUGUGGAAAAUGUCACAAAAAAGUUGUCGGCGAAGUAAUGCAUGCUCUGGGCCAAACCUGGCAUAUGACAUGCUUUGUAUGUAAAGCAUGUGGUCAAACCUUCAAAGAUGGUGUAUUUCAAAUGCAAGGUGAUCAACCAUACUGUAUUACUGACUACAAUCGUCUGUUUAGCCAGGUAUGCAAAGGGUGCAACUUUACCAUCGAAGCUGGAGAUAGUUAUUUGGAAGCACUUAGUGCACAGUGGCAUGAUACAUGCUUUGAAUGUGCUGUUUGCCAUUGUGACCUUAAAACUGUAGGAUUUUUUGCAGCUGGUGGAAAACCUGUUUGUAGCAAUCACAGAAAUGCCAGGGUUGCAUGAACAACACAA
Styela clava is the source of this 1230-nucleotide messenger RNA. Its product is annotated as PDZ and LIM domain protein 7-like. Lineage: Eukaryota; Metazoa; Chordata; Ascidiacea; Stolidobranchia; Styelidae. Gene Ontology annotation, molecular function: muscle alpha-actinin binding; actin binding. Gene Ontology annotation, biological process: muscle structure development; actin cytoskeleton organization. Gene Ontology annotation, cellular component: adherens junction; stress fiber; filamentous actin. The record is from RefSeq and is a predicted model, not a curated record.